This is a messenger RNA of Somion occarium, 1782 nucleotides long. Lineage: Eukaryota; Fungi; Basidiomycota; Agaricomycetes; Polyporales; Cerrenaceae. The record is from the annotation of a GenBank genome assembly.
AAAUCCCCCGUGAUCACGACUUGCCUACAGCCUAUUCGCUGCCCAUUUCACCCGGAGCUCAUCGUUCUUCACGGCGAGCGCGACUAUACAUCCGACAUCGACGACGAAGGGACUUGAAGACCUCCCCUCACACAUCCCGCUCAUUCGAUCAUUCACCAGACCCCAUUUCUGCUUGCAUUUCCUAUAUCACUUCAAUUCCGCUUUUGCUCAGCGAAUCAUUUAAGAUGGCGACCGCCCAGCCGGCUCACGAUUCUGCUCUUCAACACCCUCCAGCUCCUACUCAAGAAGCAAGUGCGACUUCCCCACCGACAUCUAGUACGCCAGCUGCAUCGACUACGCUCCCUCCAGGACUUCUGCCUGGAAUGAGCAACGACCAGGUUAUUGCUAUCUUAAAGACAGUUCCUGGCGUAUUUCCUGCAAGAGUGCGUGCUAUUUGACAUGUACUUGUACCUACUUCGAUCUAUUUGGCUUGUGCCCGUAAUCUUUUAUCCCAAGUGUCCCGCUGCCUACACGUGAUGCCCGACGCGGUCACGUUCGCGUAUAUGAAAGGAAAGAUCGGUGAUGUUUCGAUCGUGCAGGGGGAUCGAGGACACUUGCACGACAUCUGAGUUUGUACGAGGCAAAGUGGGAUCUGGCGAAGGAUCGUGGUGGUCUGCACGUAGGGACGGCACGAAGGACGCAACAGCGGCCGAAGCACUUUCCAACCUCGCUCAAUCCGGUUACACACAUCAACUGUCAAAUCAAGGUAUUCAAAUGCACUCUACAUUCCAAGUGCACACCCCCCAAUUUGCCUCUACUGCUCUUCAGAACGGCGGCCCGCCACCCAUAUCAGCGAUCAGAACUGAUGUAGGCGAGGGUUCGAGUACGCAACCUGCCGAUGCUCCUUCUGCUCAAUCUGCAUCUGCACACUUUGAAACUGGAUCCCCAAAUUCUCAGUCUGAAUCCGAGAAGCCUACACCGAGAUCAGGUGGUCGAAGGAGUGGCCGGAGUGCAACGAUGACGAACGAUGAGUGGACACGUCAAAGGAAAGAUAACCAUAAAGAAGUCGAACGCCGACGUCGAGGUAACAUCAACGAAGGCAUAAACGAACUCGGUCGAAUCGUACCCAACGGCUCAGGCGAGAAAGCAAAGGGUGCGAUCCUCUCACGUGCAGUGCAAUAUAUCCACCACCUGAAAGAAAACGAAGCGCGGAAUAUCGAGAAAUGGACGCUGGAGAAGCUGCUUAUGGAUCAGGCGAUGGGCGAUUUGCAAGCUCAGCUGGAGGAGAUGAAGAAGUUGUGGGAAGAGGAACGGCAUGCGAGACAGCGGUUGGAGACGGAGUUGGAUAAUCUCAAGGCGCAGGCUGGGCGUACGGACGCUGUGAAAGAGGGUGGAAAGCGGGGUAGGGAGGACGCUCCACCUGCUACUGAGGCGAGUGAAACGGAAGAUGAGCGGGCGAAGCGGCAGAGGACGGAUUAAACAUUCUCGGGAUAUUUGGGUUACGCCUUCGAUACGGUAAUGAUGACGUUCACGGGAUCCUUUUCCUCGAUUUAUGGGUCCAUCUAUAGCUUUAGCUUUCCCCUUAUGGCUCUUUUGUAGGACAUUUCAUCGUUCUGAGGUGUGUUGUUAAUUGUAUAGCUAUUUGUGUGUAUCUUUAGUUACGAAGUUUUGUCUUUGGCGCUUUCAGUUGUAAUUGUCUUGAUGUACUAUGACAAGGUCUUCUCGCUCGACGCUUGAGUGCUCGGAGGGCAUAUGUAGCGUUCGUCACAGUGCUUUUUUCUGUAUUAAAUAGUAUGUGUUGAA